Maylandia zebra (zebra mbuna) is the source of this 2351-nucleotide messenger RNA. RefSeq names its product SH2 domain containing 5 (gene sh2d5). NCBI's taxonomy places the organism in Eukaryota, Metazoa, Chordata, Actinopteri, Cichliformes, Cichlidae. The record is from RefSeq and is a predicted model, not a curated record. Gene Ontology annotation, cellular component: postsynaptic density.
UCCAGUUAUUUCUCGCAGGUUUUACCUAGUGGACUUUCAGUGCACAGCUUUUAACUAUAAAUUAAUAUCGUGUAAUUGUAAAAUACUUUUAUUGACACAUACUGUUAUUUUUGGUUUUGCUGCGUGAGCUUGAAUUCUUGCGCGCUGUGUGGGAAUGUCAGGCGGAGUGGACAGAAACCGCUUCAGGGGGAGGGUGAUGUGAUUCAUUGAGCCAUUCCGUAAGUUUCGUGUUUUGGUUGAUUUAGUUCUCACGUACACCCUCUUUUCUUUCUUCUCCUCCUCCUCUUUCCCCGCCUUUCUUCAACUAAACUCCGCCUCGGAAUACCGCUGCACACCUGGGGGUAACGGCUGCAGGUAAAAGUGUGACGGUGGGGGGGCCUCGGUGUGCGUUUGGUCGGCGUGCCAAGAAGACGCGGAGCGGUCCGAGGGUGAGGAGGUGGAUGAGGAGGGUUUAGUUGCGACUCUCAGGGGCACGAUGGGUGAGGCACCGGUCAGAGAAGAUAGUACAGUGACACGAUCAGCAGAGUAUGUAGGCUCAUUUCCUGUGGAUGAUAACUGUUUGGAUGACCAGAUUAAGCAGCUGCACACACAGUUGAAGUCCCUUAAAGCAUGCAAGACAAGACGGCCAGUGUCCCUAAAGUUUUCCAUUAAAGGUGUGAAAAUGUAUAAUGAGGAUGAAACGAUCCUCCUGAUGGCCCACGCUCUGCGGAGAAUCUCUCUUUCCACGGCCCGACCCGUCGAUUCACAGUUUGCCUUUGUCGCGCAUAACCCAGGCUGCCCAGACACCCAGCUCUACUGCCAUGUCUUUAAAGCAAGGCACGCCAGAGCAGCCCAGUUCCUGAACCUGCUGCUGUGCCGCUGCUUCCAGCUGUCGUACUUGGAGAGGCAUCCAGAAGAGGCCCAGAUAGACUCUGCUGGCUCACUGCCUCAUCGCAAGCCUUCACUGCUCAAUCACGGCUUUCCUCUUAGUGUCAGCGCCCUGGUUUCAUUCAGAAGAGCUCCUUUUGGUGGAUUAUUACCUGGCACUAAGAAAACUCCAAAGUCUUCAGAUGACCAACAAAGCAGCCAAGAUGAGGUCUUUCCCAUCUCCUCUCCCUCCCUGAUGCGCAAGAAAGUCAUACGCACCAAAGUGCUGCGCUCUGGUGCUUACCGCUCCUUCACUUUCACGCCACGCAAACAGCGCACCAUUCAGGAUCAACUGAGUGUAACUCAAGAAAAGGAUCUAGACAAGUUGCCAGCGAGGCGAUCCCGGGCUCCAAGCUUGUCUGAAACAGAAGAGGCACUAGCUCAGGCAGUGUGGUGUUGGGCUGGUAUCGCAACUGAGAGCAGCUAUUCACUGCUUGCAGAUGAUGUUCUGGGAUCCUACCUUUUGUGCCAACAUCCAAAAAACCCUAAAUGUGGCUCUCUAAUCAUUCGCUUCUCCUCUGGCCCAAUCACCCACCUUAUUGAAAACACCCGUAAAGGGAAAUUCGUGCUGGAGAAAUGCAAGACUGAAUUCAAUUCCAUGGCUGAGCUGAUUGAGCACUACACAGAGACUGAGGACGAGCUGCCAUGUCUGCUGAGCUAUGCUCGGGUGAACCACUGCUAUGAGUGGGAGGAAAACGUCAGCAAACAGCAGCCUGUAAAGCUUCAGCCCAAACGAAGCCGAAAUUAAAAGUACCCACAGAAACGAAUGGAUGUAAACCCUGGACACUGGAACAUGUGGACUGCCAACCUCAGAGGGCACAAAAUAAGCGACACUGGUCAUUUCUUUUGCACAUUUAUCUUUUAUCUGUGUUUUGGUGCGGGAAGGUUUAACUGUAAAACAAAGUCACUGUUUAAUAGUGUUGGCACUUACUGUGAACAGUAUCCAUUUCCUAAGAGGGUACUUGUGUGUUAAAGAUAUUUUGUGGUUUCUGAUUUUAUUAUUUUUAUUUCAACAUAAGCUUUUAAAAAUAUACAUUUUUAUUUGUGCCUAUAAAACAGAGGAGCUUUUUUUUUUUUUUUUUUUUAAGACAUGAAACUAAGAACCUGAAUCUGUAAAGGGGAAUUAAUCACUGAUUACUACACCUGAUGGCAAAGCCACACUUUUUCUUCUUGUUUCCUUGUCUAGUAACAAUGUUACUGAAAUGUAAAACUUUUACUCCUUUUUACUCAUAUUUUUGUAUGCAGUUUGUUUUUCAUUGGUCGAGUAUAAAUGGUACAAAAUGAUUUCAAUCAUUCUCUGGGAUUGUGGUUAUCAUGUUGUGUCGUCUUGACUAUAGUUGAUUUGUUCAUAGCUUGCACACCAUCUACCUGCACCCCCUACAUUAGUUUCACAACAGAAGAUUGUGAUUAUUAGCAAAACAUUAAAUAACUGAACAUAACGUGCA